Messenger RNA from Triticum dicoccoides, 3040 nucleotides. Its product is annotated as putative leucine-rich repeat receptor-like serine/threonine-protein kinase At2g19230. The coding region runs from base 21 to 2984 and encodes 987 amino acids. Gene Ontology annotation, biological process: protein phosphorylation. Lineage: Eukaryota; Viridiplantae; Streptophyta; Magnoliopsida; Poales; Poaceae. The record is from RefSeq and is a predicted model, not a curated record. The transcript has 13 exons. Gene Ontology annotation, molecular function: ATP binding; protein kinase activity; protein binding.
AGCGGUCAACGCAGGGAGCAAUGGCGGCCCCGUCGUGGCUGCUCCUGCUCUGUCUCGCCGGCGGCGUGCUUCGUGCCGGCGCCCAAAGAGCGCCCGACACCACGGGUACCGAUCAAGUUUUAAGAUCUCUCGUACGUACACAUGCAUCAUGCGUGUGGUUUGGGCAUGCAGGUUUCAUCAGCGUCGACUGCGGCCUCUCGGAGCACAGCAGCUACGUGGACGACGCCACCAAGCUGCCCUACAGCUCGGACGCCGACUUCACCGACGCCGGCCAGAACUACAACGUCUCGGCACAGUACAACGACCAGGCCUUCCUCAGACGCCACCGGCAGCUCCUCACCGUCCGCAGCUUCCCUGGCCCGCCGGGGCGGCGGGGCUGCUACACCCUCCCGUCCUUCGAGGCCGGGACGUCCAAGUACCUGGUCCGGGCCACCUUCAUGUACGGCAACUACGACGAGCUCAACAAGCCCCCGGUGUUCGACCUCUACCUUGGCGUCAACUUCUGGAAGACGGUGAACAUCUCUAGGCCUGACGCGGUGCACACCGCCGAGAUCAUCUCCGUCAUCCCGGUUGACGCGGUGCAUGUCUGCGUGGUGAACACCAACUCCGGGACGCCCUUCAUCUCGUCGCUGGAGCUGAGGCCUCUCGAGGACACGAUGUAUCCGCUGGUGAACUGGACGCAGGGGCUGCUCCUCAUUGGCAGGCGCAACUUCGGCGCCACGAGUUUGGUCAGGUACCCGGAUGAUCCAUACGACCGUGCAUGGGUCCCGUGGACCAACCUGAAAGAGUGGCUUAGCAUCUCAUCAUCGGAUUUCGUCCUCAUGAAGUUGGGGGACAAACCCCUCUAUGAUGUGCCAUCUGUUGUGUUGCAGACCGCCGUCACGACACUCAACACCUUGCAGACCCUCAUCCGGAUCCCAUGGGAUGCCGAGCCCAACCACAUAUACCCCAGGCCUGGGCUCCUACCUAUUCUGUACUUCUCGGAGCUACAGGUCUUGGACGGCACCCACGACCGCCUAUUCUUCCUCGGCGUCGGCAAAGCCGAGUAUUGGUGGGGAAGCAUGGGAAAAGUGGAGAGAUACAUCACAGAAGUGUUCCACGUAGAUGAACCCUCCCCAUUCCUCAGUCCGCAGGAGAACUACAUCAAAUUGAAUGCCACCAAUCGCACAGCAAUCAGGGAAAUUCACGGCAUCAACGCUACGUCUACAAUACUACCGCCCUUCAUCAAUGCUGCCGAGCUUUUCUCCCCCAUUUCCACAGCUAGUGUCGGCACCGACGCUCAAGAUGUAUCUGCCAUCACUGCAAUCAAGGCUAAGUAUCAGGUGAAGAACAAUUGGGUGGGUGACCCAUGUGCCCCAAAGACUCUUGUGUGGGAUGGAUUAGCUUGUAGCUAUCCCAUCUCCAGACCUCAGAGAAUCACAAACAUCAACAUGUCAUUUCACGGUUUGGGUGGCGAUAUAUCAUCCUAUUUCGCCAAUCUCAAAGCUAUCCAGUACAUGGAUUUGUCACGUAAUGAAUUGACUGGAUCAAUUCCUGAAGGACUUUCACAGCUACCCUCACUCACGCUGUUAGAUUUGACAGCCAACCAGCUUAAUGGGUCAAUUCCAUUUGGCCUUUUGAUACGGAUGCGUGAUGGCAACCUAACUCUAAGAUAUGACAAGAACCCAAACCUUUGCAGUGACAGCAGUUCUUGCCAGCCUAAAAGGAAGAAGCAAAACUCUAUAAGUGCCGCCCAUACUGCUGUUAUAAUAGUUGGAGCUGUGGCGAUAGGAGGACUGGUAGUACUAUUGUUUUAUGUAAUGAAAAAGAAACAAGGACCGCCAAAUCCACCGAAUGAGGUGAGCGAAGUGCCAUCUCGCAACCGUCGGUUCACAUACGCAGAACUGGAGGUGAUAACCAGCAACUUCCAGCGAGUGCUCGGCGAAGGAGGCUUUGGCAUGGUCUUUGACGGCUUCUUGGAGGAUGGUACCCAGGUGGCAGUCAAGCUGAGGUCUCAAUCUUCCAAUCAAGGUGUCAAAGAGUUCUUGACGGAGGCACAAAACUUAACAGGGAUUCAUCACAGGAAUCUAGUCUCCUUAAUUGGUUAUUGCAAGGAUGGUGAGUACAUGGCCCUUGUCUAUGAGCAUAUGUCAAAUGGAAACCUUGCAGAUAAACUCAGAGGGCGAGAUCGCAAUGGUGAAUGUUUAACCUGGAGACAGAGGCUCUGUAUUGCAUCAGAGUCCGCGCAAGGCCUCGAGUACCUGCACAAGGCGUGUAGCCCGCCAUUUGUACACCGUGAUGUGAAGAUGUCAAACAUCCUACUGGAUUCCAAUAUGAAGGCCAAGGUUGCUGAUUUUGGCUUGAUGAAAGCCUUCAAUUGCGAUGAUGAUACACAUGUAUCCACGGCCAGGGUGGUUGGCACACAAGGCUACCUUGCCCCUGAGUAUGCAACAGCACUGCAGCUCACUGAAAAGAGCGAUGUGUACAGCUUUGGCGUGGUGCUACUGGAGCUGAUCACUGGAAAGACUCCCUUCGUGCAAAUAUGGCAGGAGCAGCCGACCCAUAUUGUCAAGUGGGCGCAACAACGCCUUUCACGUGGUGACAUCGAGGGCUUGGUGGACACGCGCAUGCAAGGCAAUUAUGACAUCAACAGUGUGUGGAAGGUCGUGGACCUCGCGCUGGAGUGCACGGCGCAAAUUCCGACGCAGCGGCCCACGAUGACCCGCGUGGUGGCGCAGUUGCUAGAGUACCUCGAUCUGGAGGAUAACCGUGCCAUCUUUUACACUGCCAUGAAUGGCGACACAAGUGGCACAUACUACACAAGUAUCAGUGGCAACAGGAAUGACAUCUUCUACACCGGUAGCUGCGACGAUCCCAAUUCAAGUUCUAGUAUGUACACCACUGGCCAAUCCACAACUGAUGCUGCCCACAGCAGCGCAGCACUGAGAGUGGAAAAUAAUCCUGGCAGCGCUUCAGUGGUGGCCACCGGUCCUGCUGCAGGAUGAGGACUUUGUCGCCCAUCUGGUCUAAAUACAGUGAUAUCUCUUCUUAGACCCAUGCC